Bipolaris maydis ATCC 48331 is the source of this 315-nucleotide messenger RNA. RefSeq lists its product as uncharacterized. Lineage: Eukaryota; Fungi; Ascomycota; Dothideomycetes; Pleosporales; Pleosporaceae. The record is from RefSeq and is a predicted model, not a curated record.
AUGCAGUCGCGCCAUCUCCCAAUAAACUCUAUUCUGUUCCAUGACUACCAUGAGCCUGCUUCAAACCCGGCUACAAGCUCCAACCGCCCCCAGAGCGCAGCCCUGGUUAAUGUGCAAGAUGCGUCCGAUUUAAGCAUUACGGCGCUGCCCCGGCCACCUACCGUCACUAUCACGACUACAAGGGAUGGUACUUCGAGAGAAUCAUUGUGGAAACGACUGCGUGCGGCUAUCAGCGGGUGGUUGUGUUUUGGGAAAAAGAGUGAAAAGAGACGGAAACGUGAGCCGGAGGAGGGUGCGGAAGUCAAGUACCAGUGA